Seriola dumerili (greater amberjack) is the source of this 1528-nucleotide messenger RNA. RefSeq names its product cytochrome b-245 light chain (gene cyba). Bases 84 to 638 code for a protein of 184 amino acids. Gene Ontology annotation, cellular component: NADPH oxidase complex. Gene Ontology annotation, biological process: superoxide anion generation. NCBI's taxonomy places the organism in Eukaryota, Metazoa, Chordata, Actinopteri, Carangiformes, Carangidae. Gene Ontology annotation, molecular function: heme binding. The transcript is spliced from 6 exons. The record is from RefSeq and is a predicted model, not a curated record.
CUUCCUUGUAGAGACAGUCAAAGGUGUAAGUCGUUCUCUGGACAAUUUCAGUCGUCUGCAGUGGAGCUGUGAAGGUGAACGCAAUGGGUAAAAUAGAGUGGGCGAUGUGGGCCAACGAGCAGGCUCUGGCUUCAGGACUCAUUCUCCUCACUGGAGGCAUUGUGGGGGUGGCUGGACAGUUCAGGGGUUGGCAGUUUGCUGCUUAUGCAGUUGCUGCUGGAGUGUUUGUGUGUCUUCUUGAGUAUCCCAGAAGCAAGAGGUCCAAGGGCACAAGUAUGGCCAGAACGGGCCAGUACUGCUUCACUGUGUGUGUAAAAGCCUUCGGGCCAUUAACAAGGAACUACUAUGUCAGAGCCUUUUUGCACGCUGCAAUCUGUGUACCUGGAGGCUUCAUGCUGGCCACGGUCCUCGGAUGUGUGUGCCUCGGUAUAGCCAGCCUCAUCUACCUUGCGGCAGCUAUCCAUGGUGAGCACUGGGAGCCCAUUCUUCCACGGAAGGAGAUCCGAAAGCCAGUAGAUAGCGUAAAGAAUCCUCCUCAGAACCCACCUCCAAGACCUCCUCCAGAGAUGCACAGGAAACGGGUUGAUGACCUGGAGGGAGCAGCAUAUGAUAACCCCAUGACUGUGACCGACGAGUAACCAGUCUAGUGCCCCAUCCUCUUUAUCUCUGUAACCAGUCACUGCGGGACGUCACCAGGUUCUGUGAUUCUGGACAAAUGGAUAGUUUUCGGAAGCCUAGUGAAGUUAGUGACUGGACAACAUGUCGGGUACAUGUUUUUAUACCUCAACCUGCAGAGAAAUAUCUUAAAAAUUGAAUAUCAUGUUUUACUUUUGAACAAAAAAACAUGCCACAGGAGAUAAAUGUAAAUGCUAUAGCUGCUAAGUGGCAACCACAUAUAUGUAUUGUCAAGUCAAAGGACUUUAUGUUGUAUUUUAACUGCUGUGAUAAAAGUAAAAUAAUAAGUAAAAUACUUGUUUUCUGCUCCAACCAUCAUAUAUUUCAAACUUUGUUGCAUCCACUGUAUUGUGUUGUCAUUCAUAGAUCUCACAAUAUAUUGUAAACUGUAUACAUUAUGUUACAUUCUGUUCUUAACCCUUGUGUAAUUGUGUUAGCUAAACACAAUACUGUGGGGCAACAGUCUACUGUCUGCUAGGAAUAAAUUGACACAUUUUAUUUUGGCAGUAUCAGGCUGAUAUUAACCAUAUAUUAUUUUUUUGUGUACUUUUGAUAUCUUGUAAUCAAAUCCAUUGCACUCAUCGAAUCAUAUCUGUCUUAGGUUUGUACUUUCUUGCAUCUCAUUUUACAAGUUUCCUUUGGAAAAUUAUUUUAAGUAAUGACAUUUGCAACUUCCCCCUUUCGCAAACACACUGAAUUUCAAUAAACCAGAAUUUCCCCUUCUCAUCUCAAGUGUUUCUUGAGAUGCAAUUUUUCAUUGCAACAUAGUUUGUCACAGUACCAUCCUUUGUUGGCUUGUGAUGGAAAGAAUGUACAAUUAAAACAUCUGGCUUAACUGCUAGUUGUCAGACAA